CUUUCACUUUCAACAGGAUGUGAUAAAACACUUGGUAGAAUUGAAUCAACAUGCUUAUGUAUUUCACAUUGACAGCGUUUCUGUUGGUUGUAGAAACACUUGCUGUAGGAAAAUCAACAGAAUUUGUGACAUCAUGUUUUUCUGGUAAUGAUUUGACUAACUUGAAGAAUGAGUCCUGUGGUGAAAAUAUAACUAACUGUUACUAUACAGUGACCAUACCAGAAAAGAGUCUAACAUACAACAAGGAACACAGUAAACAUGAUUUAGUCUACAAUAUGUCAUGUGACUUUUUAAGUAUUUGUAACAACACACUUGAAAAUCAGUUUGUUGAGAUUUCAAACUUCACUAGAAAUGGUACGACACAUCAGUUUUGCUGUAACAAAAACAACUGCAACAAACCAGUCAACACUGAUAAUAUUAAAAAGAAGUGUUAUAAUGUUUAUAAACAUGAUAAUAUAUCAGAAGGUUCAAUUAAAGAGUGUUUGUAUUCUGAUUCUCAAUGCACAAGCUUUACAAGACACAUGGAAAAUGGAGAGAAACUUCAAUACUAUUCCUGUGAACACAACCUUGGACUAUUUAAUGUAUCAUGUGGAAGUAGUCAAGAAAGUCAUUGUAAAAAUGUAAGUGUACCUGUAGGAGGUGUUGAAACGAAGGUAGAAUUGUGUUGUUGUUAUGGUGAUUUGUGUAUGACUCCACCAUUCAAUUAUACUAAUAAUAAGUUAGCCCUGAAUUUGACCUCUAAUGGUACAAUAUGGAUUGCAGACAACAAAAUUGAACAUCCAACACCAAAGAACAAGAAGUACACUGAUUGGCUGUUUUAUGGAGGACUAAUUGCAGCUGCAUUGUUAAUUGUACUAAUAGUAGUUGCUGCCAUUAUUGUUGGAGUAAAGUGUAGGAAGAAAAAAGAAACUAAUAGACUAAUGCUUGCUUAUACUCGAAUUGCUGCAGACGAAACACCUGAUGAUGAUGCAGAUGUAAGAAUGCUUCUUGGAUGAGGUUAUAAAUAAAACAGAUGUGAGAAGGUGCUUUGACAAUGCUAUGGAUGGUAUGAUACUCAAAGAUUAAAUUUAUGAAAUCCAUGCUUCAUUAGCAAACUAUACAUUGAAUAAUUUAAAAUCAGUCAUCAAGAAACAGUUAAUGUUUUUAAUUUAAUUGGCUAGCUACAUUAUUAUAUAAAAGAUGGGAAUCUCAUAUACUCAAAACGGAGUAAGGAUAUGAAUGGAAAUUAGGAAUACAUGUAAAACUUUAAUGUUGUGAAGUUUUAAACCAUUCUAUUGUACAAUUGUUUGUUUCAUUGACUUGUAUCUUAUAACAUCAAAUAAUGAUCUAAUAAUUAGUAGCUAGAUUUAACUAUGAUUAUGAACCUAUCAAAACCUUAACAACAUUUUAUUUUACAUAUGCUAUUUAUAUAUUUAAGAGACAAAUUUGGUUCCAGUAGAAUGGUAUAGUUGUAAUGUGGUACCUUCAAGUCAUGCAUUAACAGUCCCAAAUAUCUGAUUCAUAUCCAGAAAACUCAAAUGUUGACAAUGUUCAGUUGAUUAUGUGAAUAACUGUUAUUUUAUUAUUAUUGGUUGGAAGCCACUUUUUUGUGGAAUUCAUAGGUACAGUGAAAAAGCAAAGGAGUCGGUUCAGUAAGAACCCUUUUUGGCCCCAAAAUAUAGCAGUUUUACAAAAUUGUGAAAAUGUAAUCUUUUAGCUAUUUAUUGAAAAGCAGAAUUCUUCUGCUACACAAAUAUGGGCUGUUUUUGACAAUAUAAUGCACAUAUAUAUCGGGUACUACUGUCAUAAAGUCAUGCUAAAUUUCUGAAAUCUUGACAAUUUUAGCAUUUUAGUUAAAUUUUAGAUAGUUUCCGUCUUAAAUGAAAGUGGCUGCAUUCGUGUUCAUUCAUAAUAUUGAAAUGUAAGUUGUAUUUGAUGAUAAUACAUAACAUAUAUGAAGGUUGAGGAUGAACAAGGAUCGGCCACUUUCAUUUUUGACAAAAACCACCUUAAAUGUGACAAUAUUUUGCAUAUUUGAUAGAGUUUUCAUAUUUAAGCUUGAAUCAGAGCAUUUUAAUGACUAAAUCAGUUAAAAUCUUUCCCAUAAACUAAUUGAAUCAAUUGAAAUAGACACUUAGGUGUUUAAAAAGUGUCCAAAAUAUUUCUUUAGAUGAACCUGAAAUUAGAUGCCCAAAUUGGCCCUUACUGGAGCGACUCCUUUAAUUUUAAAGAAGUUAAAUUGAAAAUGGAAACAAGAAACAGGAGAUAUGCCAAAGAGAACACAACCUUACCAAAGUGCAGAACACUACACAUUUUCUAAAAGCAUGUUUUCAAACUUUGACAAAACACAAAAUCAUAUAUCCAUGAAAAUAAGAUUUUUUUUCAAUUCAUAAAAAUUGAUAAUCAAUACUUUAAUAUAUCCACAGAACUUUUAAAAUUUUGCUGUAUUAUGGAUUGUUUAUGGGCUUGCUUUAGCAAGUUAGAGUUUCAGAGUCCUCCUUAAUUUCAGAGGAUAUCCAAUAAUUAGUACAUAAGUCUGUCAUAAAAAAAAUACUGUUAUCACAUUAGCAAUAAAAUUCUGUGAUUCAUUAUCAUAAGAGGUUGUGUAAUGAAGAUGUUUUGAAAAAAACAUCCAAGGUCACUGCCACAAACACUCAUUAUAACAGAUCUUAGAUUUUAUGCUUAGCUAAUCCCACUCACAGAUAUUGAAUACUUUGCAUGUAUGCUCUGCAAUAUUCCACUAAGUAUUCAUUUGAGAGUUGCAAAGUACUAAACAUUACAAUAAGGUGCUGAAGAUAAAUGUUUAGACUUGUGUCUGAAUGUAUAGUAUUCUUUUUUUUGACAGAUAUUGAUGAUAUUUGAUAGCUUCAUCCCUAUUCAUGUAUAACCAUAGUGUCUAAAUAAUUAAAGGGCACCUUGUACAGGUGGGAACCUUUGUGAUGUUAAAACAAUGUCAUAAUAUCUGUUCCUAUUGGAAUUAGUAUUCUAUACUCCUUAUUCCAUUUUGAACAAAUGCUAUAAAAUUUGUUCCAGUGAAAAUAAUACUACAGAAUAUUUCUUCCACUUGGAACUUCUUCUAUUUUUUGACAAAUCAAUUACAUAUUCUUGUAUAAUUUUCAGAGUGAUGUUUUGAAUGAGUUGAUUAUUCUAUAACAAUUGUAAGGUUGACAUUCAUAGAAAGAUGUAUACAUUUUAUUAAUUUUGAUUUAUUUUUUAUUCCACUUCAUUUUGAGUUUUAUUUUUUAUUGCUUCAAUGUAGAGAUUUUCUUGAUUUAAUAUUGGUUUAUUUUUUGUUUUAUGAUUUAUUAUUUAUCAUUUACACUCGUUGUGCCAUGUUUUAAUUGUAUUAUUACAUUUCAUGUUUAAAGAUAAAAAUCUAAAGACAAUGUGAAAUGAACAAAUUAGUUUGUCUUGUAGAUUUUGAAAACUGACUUAUUUGUUGUUGUUGUUAUCUUUGGUCUAAUGAUAAAAUAUAUGUCAAUGAUAAGUCUUUUGUAGAUGAAAUGUUCAUCUGGUUCAUAAUUUUAUGCCUGGUAUCUAUGAUGUGUUCAUAUGUAAAUAUGUCACCACUGUUGUCAUCGUCCAUUGGUAGAUGCCUUGUUGAUGUUUUUAUUCUAGUUGCCACCUACUGUAGAUUCAUAAUUAUUUGUGGGGAACCAAUUUUAUUUUUAUUUUUAUUUAAUUUGAAUGUUGAAUAAAGUCAUGGAAGUAAAAAUUGUCUAUUGGCUUGUAUAUAAACCUUUGGAAACCCAUGCAAUUAGAUAUCUGGGAAAUAUAGCAUGUUUCCUUAACCAAAUAAAUUGGUUCCCACCAAAAUAACAAUGAUCUGGUUACAACAAAACAAUUUAUUUAAAUUUUAUCCACAGAGUUUAAAAUAAUCAUAUGGAAACCUGUUGUGUAAUCUUUCAAAAUAUAAACCCCUUAAUCAGCUGUUACAUUCCUCUAUUCUUAUUAAGAAACAUUAAAACGCAGUAAUGGCUCUAUAAAUUGAGUGUAAACAAAACCGUUAUGAGGUCUUCAAAGUGAUCGGCACAACUGAUGUCAAGUAAAGAAGGGUCUGCUCACCCUCAUGGACCACCUGAGAUCACCAAGGUUUUUAGAAUGGUUAUGUUGCUUAGUUAUUUUUUGGCAGGCUAUCAAUGUUUUCUUAUGUUGCCUUUGUUUUCUAGUUAUCUCUUUGUCUUAUUAGUUAUGAUGGUCCCUUUGGUAACUGACGCUUCUUUUUGAGUGUAUUUUUUAUUAUAUAUGUAGUAAGGUAUACA
Messenger RNA from Mytilus trossulus (common blue mussel), 4241 nucleotides. RefSeq lists its product as uncharacterized. Lineage: Eukaryota; Metazoa; Mollusca; Bivalvia; Mytilida; Mytilidae. The transcript has 5 exons. The coding region runs from base 51 to 995 and encodes 314 amino acids. The record is from RefSeq and is a predicted model, not a curated record.